Messenger RNA from Heterobilharzia americana, 267 nucleotides. The record is from the annotation of a GenBank genome assembly. Lineage: Eukaryota; Metazoa; Platyhelminthes; Trematoda; Strigeidida; Schistosomatidae.
AUGACAUCCCUUGAACAGAAAAAUGAUUUUUAUCCAAAGUUGAAAAUGAAAAUGUUUCAUGAAAAUCUUCAAAAGGAUAGUAGGAACUUCAUAAUUAAAGAUAAAGUAUGUCGGUUAACAAAAUCAUUUUACGAUUUGAAAAUUCUUCGCAGUUUUGAAAAUGAUGGCUACUUCAAAUUCAGAAGACACAGUAAUGUUUGCAAACAGGAAGACUACGACGCGAUUAACUACAUUUUCCACCGAAAGAAAGGUGAUGUUAGACUAUAG